UCGUCGUCGAUGGGAUCAGGUCAAGUUCUCCGAUCAUUUUUUAUGCACCCUCGUUGAAGUGACGUUAAAAAGCGAAGGGAAGAAGAAGGUAUAGGGUAGGAGGAGAAAGAAAAGUCGUCGACGGGGCGCGAACGCCCCAUCAGGAAGGGACGCCCUGGCGGAGACUCGCAAGAACGACGGGACGACCGACGUCGUGGAGUCGAAUGUCGAAGGGUUACGCGCGGACAUGGACGAGCAUGAGAUACUGCUUCUUCCGCCGUUCUCGGGUGCCAGCAGCAAGGAACGCGCCAGGAAGAAGCUCUGGCGUAGCGCGGUAGAGAUAGUGGCGAGCGACGACGAGGAUUCGGAUGCGGACGAGCACGAGUGCGCCUUCUUCCCGGCUAAGCGACACUGCACGCAAUUGUCCAAAGCCAACGAGGCUUGUUCGGACACGGAACAGCACACAAGUACAGAGACACCAGCUAGCAACGUGGGAAAUCUCGAUUACGACGAAAUUAUAUACCAAAUACAGAUCGAAGAGAAGCUAAAGUUAUGGCAGGCUUUCCAAGAGGAGGAGGGAUCCAUGGAUAAUAGCAUCAAUGAAGUUUUGGCUUACUACAGAAUGAUGCAUCCAUCUGAUCCUUUGGAGGAAGAGUCUGUCGGUUCCAGGUUUCAUAUGUCGUACAGAGGGAAUGACAUGGAGGACACAGCGGUGACGAUGGCGAUCCGUAAUCACGGCUUAGUCCAGUCGGCCGAGCUCCCUCUUCAGCCUCAUUACUGUAAAUGCAUAGGUGUUGAUUGUUCCUUUUCGUCCAAAUGUAUGUAUGAACUCGAGGACUUUCCUUACGGGACGGUCUACAGCAAUGUAGAAACGGGUCGAUGCAAUGCGUUGGAUGCGGAUAAAGUAUACGAGUGUGAUCAGCCGGAAGACUUCCUAGAACGCGCCGUAGGUGAGGCGAUUAAGAAGAAAGGUCUAAGCGCUCUGAGUGUGGAUUACGGUUGAAUACGCUUCAUUAAUGCCUGCUCUAAUUCUUUUGAUGUAUUUAUAUAAAUAUAUAUAUAUAUACACAGUAGCGUAAUAUAUCCCUAAUUGUUGUGCUCUGUAAACCUAUCGCGACUUCGUUUUAUAGUUGAUUUUUGUCGUACGACAGUUGCAAUGCGUUAUCCUACGAGUGAUAAUCUCGAAACUACUUUAUACUCGAAUAUAAUAUACAUAUAUACAUUCCGAUGUAAUGACUCGCUUACGACAAAACUCGAACUUUAUUUUAUUCAGUAAUGUGGUGUAAUGCCGACAUUAUUAUAGCGAUAUUUUCCGUUUAUUAAUCCUCUCAAUAGC
Trachymyrmex septentrionalis is the source of this 1315-nucleotide messenger RNA. RefSeq lists its product as uncharacterized. The record is from RefSeq and is a predicted model, not a curated record. The transcript is spliced from 2 exons. NCBI's taxonomy places the organism in Eukaryota, Metazoa, Arthropoda, Insecta, Hymenoptera, Formicidae. The coding region runs from base 227 to 982 and encodes 251 amino acids.